Molecule: messenger RNA, 1260 nt
Organism: Sebastes umbrosus (honeycomb rockfish)
Lineage: Eukaryota; Metazoa; Chordata; Actinopteri; Perciformes; Sebastidae
Gene: gpatch11
Product: G patch domain containing 11
Exons: 8
Coding region: 117-911 (264 amino acids)
Cellular component (GO): kinetochore
Molecular function (GO): nucleic acid binding
Source: RefSeq, a predicted model, not a curated record
GGAAUGUAUAUGUGAACGAACCAAAACAUCAGUGAAGAAAAUACAAAUGCACAACCGGAUUGUUUAUUAAUUGUAGCUGUUUCUUUUCUACAUUUCUCCUCUUUUAACCGGCCAUAAUGUCUGAUGAGGAAGAGGACUACAUGUCGGAUGCAUUUCUCACUCAAAUACAAGAUGUGAAGCCAGGUGUCAGCAUGGUGAGGCGGGUGAAAGAGGCGAUGAAGAAGGAGACCAAGCAGAAGGAGACGAACAUAAAGAACCGUCAGAAGACCUACAAGGAGCAGGAGAAGGAGAGCAGAGAAGCAGCUCUGCAGAACUCACUCUGCAGGGAGAACAAGGGCUUUGCACUUCUGCAGAAAAUGGGUUACAAAGCUGGUGAAGGGUUAGGGAAGAAAGGAGCUGGGAGGGUUGAUCCAAUUCCUAUGAAUAUCAAAACUGACCGAGGUGGCAUUGGAAUGGAAGAGGUGAAGAAAAGAAAAGCCGAGGAGGAACUUGAACAUUAUCGUCAGAAAACACGAGCCAAACAACAGAAUGAGACCAAGUCUCUGGAAGAUUUUAGGUCAAGAGUAAGGACUGAGAGAGAGGAGCGAAAGAUUGAAGGAGAUCUCAGGAGGAGUCAGCGAGCCUGUGAGCAGCUUGACAGUCAGAAGGGCAUCACUGUCCCCAGGGAAGACUGGUACUAUCCUAAAGCAGAGACUGAUGAUGAGGAAGAUGGUCCCAAAGAGGAUGAGGAUGAGGAGGAGGAGGAAGAGGAAGAGGAGAUUGACGAAUUAACUUCCUUUGACAAACUGCAAAUUUUGACAUCCUAUUUGAGAGGAGUCCAUUUUUACUGCAUAUGGUGUGGGACAACCUAUAAUGAUGAAGAGGACUUGUGCUCCAACUGUCCCGGGGAUACAGCAGCAGAUCACGAAUGAACUUGAUAAAAAUAAUAAUCCCACUAGUUCCCAGGGAAAAAGCAGAUACAAAUGUUUGACCCUGGAAACAUUAUAUGUGUAAUUGACAGCAGUUUACAAAAGGGGAAACAGGCUCAUCACACUUGGCUCUGAUGAGCAGUUGAGGCAAUUAGGUGAACAGAAGUGGAGGAAUAUUUAUUUAUAAUCCCAAUUUGAAUCUGUUGUCCGUCUUGAAUUUUUCUUUACAUUUAGAAAUCCUGUGGUAAAUUUAGGAUACCUUUUAAUGUUUAUAUUUUGAAAAGAUUUUUUUUAGACAUGUUUCAAGAGCAAUUGCAUACCUGUGUUUUCAUUAAACGUUUUAAGAAUUAUA